Saccoglossus kowalevskii is the source of this 1178-nucleotide messenger RNA. Its product is annotated as UDP-N-acetylhexosamine pyrophosphorylase-like. Gene Ontology annotation, molecular function: UDP-N-acetylglucosamine diphosphorylase activity. Gene Ontology annotation, biological process: UDP-N-acetylglucosamine biosynthetic process. Lineage: Eukaryota; Metazoa; Hemichordata; Enteropneusta; Harrimaniidae. The record is from RefSeq and is a predicted model, not a curated record.
GACUGAAUCAAAUAGUCGUUGCGAUUGGAUACAUCUGUCGUGCGUGUUGGGGAUUUGCGUCGACUCGUAUCCUCCUUUUAUUUAGACCUUUUUGUGAUUCUGUGUAUUAUACACUGUACUAAUACGCUAGCACAAUUCCCUCUGACUCUUGUUCAUCAAGUACAACAAUGUCCCAGGAAAUAGACAUCAGAAGCCUGAGAGCCGAAUUAAAAGAACAUGGACAGGAACAUAUUUUAAACUUCUGGGAGGAUCUGAUGCCCGAUGAGCAGCAAAAGCUGUACAAUGACAUCAAAAACACAGACUUUGCCGAAGUUAAUAUGUUUUUCAAAGCUUCAAAUAACCAAGAGCAAACAGAAAGAAUUGAUGAACGUAUGGAACCCAUCCCGUCUGAACUGUUUGGAUCGGUUACAAGAGCUGGAAAGAAACUUGAACAGUGGAGGGAAAAAGUAAUAACAAAUUAUCUCCUCACUGUUUUCAAGGUUGUAGAGAAAGCCUACCCAACGGAACCAGUGGGGGUUGUCUGUAAAGUUGAUGGAAAGUACAAAGUGGUUGAGUACAGUGAAAUCACUUUGCAAACAGCUGAAAAGAGGAAUGAAGAUGGUCGCUUGAUGUUUAGUGCUGGCAAUAUAUGUAAUCAUUUUUUCACAAUUGAUUUCUUGCGUCAAGUUGUAAGUGAACAUGAACCAUUCCUAAAGCACCAUAUUGCUACAAAGAAGAUUCCAUGUGUUGAUGACAAUGGAGACAGGACAACACCAGAAAAAGUCAAUGGAAUCAAGAUGGAAAAAUUUGUGUUUGAUGUCUUUGAAUUUACCAGUGACUUUGCAGUAUUUGAGGUUUUGAGGGAAGACGAGUUUUCACCAUUAAAGAAUAGUUGUAAAGCAGAAAAAGACAAUCCCACCACAGCAAGACAUGCUCUGUAUUCAUUACAUCAUCGUUACAUUUUAAAUGCUGGCGGAAAGUUUGUUGACAAAGAUGGAUCAAAGAUUCCAGCCAUUCCAAGUCGAAAAGCAAGUGAAGCAGAAGCCUACCCAGUUGUCUGUGAAAUAUCCCCCUUGUUGUCGUAUGCUGGUGAGGGUUUACAAGAAUUCUGUAAUGGUCAUACAUAUUCAACUGGUGUGGUACUGACAGAACAACUACUACGCGAAAGAGAUGACAAGGGUCAAAUCAUUCAUGACUAA